AUGGAGAAACGCAAGGUACCCGUCAGAAAGGACGGGAGGGUAAUAGUCCACUUUGACUACGACUGCUUCUACGCCGCAGUCUUCGAAGCCAAAACACCCUCCCUCAAGAGUCUACCCUUCGCCGUACAGCAGAAGCACAUCAUUGUGACCUGCAACUAUGAAGCCCGCCGACGCGGAUUGCACAAGCUGCAGCUCAUUAAAGAUGCCAGGCGUAUAUGUCCGGAUGUGAUUAUUGAGCUGGGAGAGGAUAUCAGCCAGUUCCGGGAUGCUAGCAAAGAGUUGUACAACUUCAUCAAGGACUACUCGUGGAAUGGCAAGGUCGAGAGGCUUGGGUUUGAUGAGGUGUGGAUGGAUGUCAGUGACAUGAUCGAUUACAACAUCGGCACAAUCAACCGGAACGACCUGGAGCGUUCAUUCUUCCAGAUGGUCAAGGAUGAUCCUACCGUUGGGUUCGAGUUCGACGCUACUUCCAUCGCCGGCCAUGCAUAUCCAAAGGACUUUGCUGCGGGCUCAGACAGAAGCAUUGGAGAUGAUGAGCUCUUACUACGACUAUGCCUAGGCAGUCAUUUAGCACUCUACAUGCGGCACCAGCUGGAACAACACAAAGGCUAUACGUCAACAGUCGGCAUUGCCACCAACAAGGUGCUGUCGAAGCUCGUCGGCAACAUGAACAAGCCGAAAGGUCAGACGACUCUGAUGCCAGGAGGUGGUUCUAAUGGCUUGGAGAGCAACGCCAUGUCCUUCAUGGACGGCCAUGAGGUCGGCAAAGUUCCUCGUAUAGGCUGCAGAAUCGCACAACGACUCCGUGAUUUCGUCCUGGAACCACAGACCAGAAGUGAAACUGCCGACUUUGCCGUUAAGGAAGCCGUGACCGUUGCGCAAGUUCGUCAACACCCGGGCAUAGACUACGAGAAGUUGGAAAAGCUUCUUGCUGGACCAGGCUCUCACCGUGGCAUUGGGUUCACGAUAUGGUGUCUUCUUCAUGGUGUCGACGACUCGGAGGUCAGCCAAGCUCGCGCAGUGCCUCGACAGAUCAGUAUUGAGGACAGCUACGUCCGUCUGGACACCAUGCCGGAGCUGGUGAAGGAGAUGACCGCCCUGGGACGGAGUCUGAUCACACGAAUGCGCAUCGAUCUGUUAUCGCACGACGACGAGCCUGACGAACCUUCGGAUGAGCCAAGCGAUGACAAAGUCCGUUCAAAUUCUUCGCUUGCCGGCAUGAAGUGGCUGGCUCACCCCAAGACACUCCGCCUCACCACCCGGCCCAGGCUGCCACUGCUCGCAGACGGGACGAGGCAGCGUACCAUGAAGCGCAUCUCGCACUCCUGCCCCUUGCCAAAUUUCGUCUUCCUGCUGAGCGAAGGCGUGGACGUGCUUGCCGAGAAGCUUGUCAAAGAGUGCCUCGUUAGCAUGUUCCGCAAGCUUCAUCCAGAGAAGACAUGGUGGAGCCUGAGCUUGGUCAACCUCGCCGUGACGAACAUGGCGGAGACUGCGAGCGACAGCAAAUCUGCCAGUGGCCGAGACAUAGGUAAUAUGUUCAAGCGGCAGGAAGAUGUGCUGAAGGAUUUUCGGGUUACUGAGGUCUCCCAAGAUGACGCGGAUGGUGCUGGCGCCGUGGGUAAUGGUGGCGAAGAAGUCGUUGACACAGGGGACGAUCAGGAGCUGGGUUUGAAUAUGCCAAAGGAUGAAAACGAAGAAGAAGAGGAAGACGGAUGGGUUGAUGAAGAUGGCAUGGACGCUGCUAUGGACUUUUGUGACAUCUGCAGCUCUGCCAUACCCUCCUUUGCCAUGGUAGCUCACCGCCGCUUCCAUGAGCCGGCAAUGUCAUAG
Molecule: messenger RNA, 1830 nt
Organism: Saxophila tyrrhenica
Lineage: Eukaryota; Fungi; Ascomycota; Dothideomycetes; Mycosphaerellales; Extremaceae
Exons: 3
Coding region: 1-1830 (609 amino acids)
Biological process (GO): translesion synthesis
Molecular function (GO): damaged DNA binding; DNA-directed DNA polymerase activity
Source: RefSeq, a predicted model, not a curated record